This is a messenger RNA of Cyprinodon tularosa, 1908 nucleotides long. It is a transcript of the gene vgll4l, whose product is annotated as vestigial like 4 like. The transcript has 5 exons. Gene Ontology annotation, biological process: negative regulation of DNA-templated transcription. Bases 104 to 910 code for a protein of 268 amino acids. Gene Ontology annotation, molecular function: transcription coactivator binding. The record is from RefSeq and is a predicted model, not a curated record. Lineage: Eukaryota; Metazoa; Chordata; Actinopteri; Cyprinodontiformes; Cyprinodontidae.
GAGCGCAGAGCCUGAAUCUCAUUACCUUUCCAAUACAAUCCAUAGCUGAGGAUCAGAUUGUUCCAGCGAGUGCUUGUCUUCAGUCAGACAAAGUCAAGGAGCCAUGGCUGUGGCUAAUUUCCAGUAUAUUACCAGGAUGAGCAGUGGCUUCAAGGUCUACAUUUUAGAGGGUCAACCUCAUCACAGAGGAGAAGACCGAUACAGACAUAUGGCGAACGAACGAACUCGAGCUCCAGCUGUGUUUCCGAUUAAACGCAAGCGCGGCUACGAGAAAGGCUUGACUUUGGAGGAAAGACGAGAGCGGGCAAUCAACAGGAGCAAAAUGGCCCAGAGACCAGGACCCAUGCCUGCAGUCUUCAGUAACCAGCAGAGUCCAUCAUCUCCACAGUGCCCAACACCGAGCCCAACAAGCCCUUUGCCUGCCUAUGUGUAUUACACGCCAGUCAGUGAGGAACCUCUGGCACUGAUCAAAAAACCAAGGAAAGAGCCUGAAAAUGCAGAGGAAAAGAUUUCUGGCUCAGCUGGCAGUAAGAUCCAGAUGCGUCCAUCUGUGAUCACCUGUGUGCCUUCAGUAAAAAACCCUUCUUCCAGACCUGAGGUCCGCAAAAGCCAUUCCUCAGAUUCCAAUUGCAACUAUGAUCACGUCCUUGAGGAGCAUUUCCAGAGGAGCCUGGGGGCCAACUACCAGCAAGCCCGUGCCAAGGAACUCUCCAUCAGCGUGUCCGUGGAUGACCACUUUGCCAAGGCGCUAGGAGAGGACAAGUGGCUGCAGCUCCAAUCCAAGUCCUCUUCCUGUUCCUCUACACCUCCCAGCAGUCCCAGCAUCACUCUCUCUCCCACCUACAGCCAAAGCCCCAACCAGUCCCACAGAGAGUCAUCGCUGACUUCUAGCCACUGGUCCGUUAACUAAAAUGGCAUUGCAUCCAUUAAAAAAAACUGAACUUUUUCAUCACAUUUCAGUGCAAACUGUUUUCCCUGUCCAUGCAACAGGAAAAUGACCCAGCGCUAGUAUUCAGAACUAGUCCAUGUAACAGGGGAAAACCAGUCGUCCCGGUUACUAGUGCGGUUCACAACCAAUUAACAAAUGUAGCAUUGAGCGGGAAAAAUCUUGUUUUGUUACAUUUCUACAAAAGUAUCUGAGAAAUGAUAAUAAUAGAUGGUGUAGGGGAUAAUCCUUUACAUUUCCUUUGAUUUGUGCCAUUCCUAGCAGACUGCGGGAAUUGUACGAGUUCCUUGUAUUUAUAUUCCUGGGCCUUUUGUCUUCAUGACUUGUCUGCUUUCUAACACAAGUCUGAGUUUUUAAUGACUUUUAUACAAAAUAAAAUGAAAAAAUAUGUAUGUUUUUAAGUUCUCUUCUUUUGAAUCAAUAACAAGUCUUAAGGGAAAAGUGGAAAUGUGAAAUUGUGGACUUCUUAAAAAUUGAGAUCAUAGAGAUCUAAGAUUGACAUCAGGGACUCAGUGUAGACAUACAGCACACCUGGCCUGCGGACUGUAUCUAACAAACAGAAUUCUGAGCAACCUGGAAAAUCUGGACUCUUUUUCCAGUAAGUUUGAGAGGAUGUAGGGAGCAUGUCCCAGCAGGCGCUCUGACAUUCCUGUGUCCUGAGAAUAUGACUCUCUCUCAGAUCCUACAGAUCCUGUUUGGCAAGGGAUAGGAGGGAGGUUAGGAGGGGAAUAAAGGGUUGGGCUGAUAGGCCUGAGCAUGACAACAAGUCAUGCUCUGUUGUUCCUUAUUUGCAUGUCCUAGCUUGUUUAAUUUUGUAAAAGAUUGGAGACUCUGAGUAGAAAAUUCCAAAGACUUUAUUUCUGAAAAUACAUGCUUUUAAAAAAGUGCAUUGAGGGUUCUAAUAUUUUGAACUUCUUGGGGUUAUAAUUUGAGCAAAGAAUAUUCUUACAGUGGCAUCUUUA